CAAAGAGGAUUCCGGAACCCCAUCGCACAGCUUUGCCGAAUUUGACAUCUGCGGGUUUGAUUGGUGAAAAGAAAAUUCGUGUGAGAUCGAAAUAAUGGCUGCAGCGACGAAAUUUGGAAUUAUUGCUCGCAGCCUCAGCACUUCAGCGCCUGUGGCACAGCUCGUGAAGACCCCAGUGCAGGUGUUUGGCGUUGAGGGCAGGUAUGCCACUGCCUUGUACUCUGCAGCUACCAAGCUGAAGCAGCUGGAUGCCGUGGAGAGGGAUCUCAAUCAAAUCCAGGCGGCUGUCCGUGGGAAUCCACGAGUGAAGGAAAGUAUUGCCAGUCCCAUUGCACAGAGGCGAGAUUUGGCUGCUGCCCUCAAGCAGACAGCUUCACAGGCAAAAUUGGCCGAUGCUACGUCCAACUUGCUGGAGCUGAUGGCCGAGAAUGGGCGUCUAAAGCGUCUCGAUGGUGUUAUUAACGCCUUCAAGACCAUCAUGGCAGCCCAUCGUGGUGAGGUUGUCUGCGAAGUAAUCACGGCCAAGCCACUCGAGGAUGCGCAACGGAAGCAAUUGGAGUCCUCCCUCAAGGCCUUCCUGAAGCCCAACGAGACCAUCUUGCUGACAUCCAAGGUUGAUCCUACCAUCAUGGGUGGCAUGAUUGUUUCCAUUGGGGACAAGUACGUGGACAUGAGCAUCUCCAAGAGGGUCAAGAAGUACACGGACCUCAUCACCCAGCCGUGCUAGAUAUUUUCUUCUUCUGUCAACACUCUUGCACUUACGUAGUUCCCGGAAGGUACAACCAACAACCAUCUCCCUGUAGGGUGGGAUGUGUGUGUGGAUGCCAGAAAAACAGUGUGAAGUGUACAUGAAAAUUUAUUGGUAAUAAAUGUAAUAAUAUUGAAAACGGAAAACUCAAUAUUCCACCAAA
Lutzomyia longipalpis is the source of this 911-nucleotide messenger RNA. RefSeq names its product ATP synthase subunit O, mitochondrial (gene ATPsynO). Lineage: Eukaryota; Metazoa; Arthropoda; Insecta; Diptera; Psychodidae. Bases 95 to 727 code for a protein of 210 amino acids. Gene Ontology annotation, biological process: proton motive force-driven mitochondrial ATP synthesis. Gene Ontology annotation, molecular function: proton-transporting ATP synthase activity, rotational mechanism. The transcript is spliced from 2 exons. The record is from RefSeq and is a predicted model, not a curated record.